AUGCUACUGGAAGGCAUCCAGGGCUUCGCUAUGGCCCCUGGACUCCCCAAUAUCGACAACCACCCCCUAGACCCAGGGGGGCAGGCGCUAGGUCUGGUGAACCCCGUAGGGGCCUAUAUAGGCACCCCAGCGGGGACAGCACCACCAGCGCCCCCCGAGGCAAGUGCAACAGUCCCUCAGAGCGAGGGCUUCUUGCCUAGCCUGGAAAUCAACCCUAGGGAGUUGUUUCCCCCCCUAAGCAGCGUGCCAGGCUCCCAGGAAGCACCUAAAACUCUAGGGAAGAGACUACAGGAACACAGCCCUGACGGGGCAGAAAGAGCCCCCAUGAAGGCCCUAAUCAGCCCAGCCUACAAGGACAUGGAACAGGCCUUAUUAGACCACUUUACAAACAGCAAUAGCGCGCUGCACACGGAGAUGGCCGCUAUAAAGACCUAUAUGACCUCUCUGGUAGAGGCUAUAGAGCAACGCCUCACAGGCCAAUUAGGCGCUCUGAAGCGCCGUUUCUCAACCCUAAAAGCUCAACAGGCCUCCCCAAACGCCCCAAACCACCCUCUAAAGCCCCUAUCGUCAGGGGGCGACCACCAGAGCCCACAACAGCCUCUGCCAUCCCAGGGGACGACGUUUGCAGAGGUCGCCCAUGGCCCCCAAGCUAACCCAAAUAGGGCCGCUAAGCCCAUAGAGCCACGCAGAGCCUCACCCCCAAUAUCAAAACCACCCCCUGGGGUGAAGCCCGCAGCAGGCCCCCAGUGGGCCGAUAUAGCGGCCAGCAAUGCCCAGGAGUGGCAAAUCAUUACAAAAAAACGGGCUUACUCCCCGAACCAGCCCCCAAAAGUCCAAAUAGACCCAGGGAGCCUGAAGCCUAUUCGCGGAAGCAACAAGGGAGACCGCAGGCUUAUAUUUAGGCGUGAAAAUGGCCGCACCGCCCCUAGAAAGUCUAAAGCCGAUGUCAUCUUGCAGCUUAACCGCUGCCUAGCCCAGGCAGGCUUCCCGAACUUCGCCAGGGUAAUAGACGCCAAUUACACCGAAUCAGGGGCUAUCUCAGCCCUAUUGGACCAAGGAAGCACCGUAGGCUCGCUAUUACCAGCCUAUAAGGACCUAUUAGUGGCUGCCUGCCACCGGGUCGACCCCGCAGUCAUCUCAGUGGAAGCAGACCAACAGUGGCACAAGAUUAAGGUGCAUGCGGUGCCGGUAGCCCGCUAUAGCGCCUCAGGACUAGGCCUAGCCAGGGAAGAAAUUGAAUUAGGGGGCACAUGCACCCUAAUAAGAAACCCUACCUAG
Talaromyces rugulosus is the source of this 1278-nucleotide messenger RNA. RefSeq lists its product as uncharacterized. Lineage: Eukaryota; Fungi; Ascomycota; Eurotiomycetes; Eurotiales; Trichocomaceae. The transcript has a single exon. The record is from RefSeq and is a predicted model, not a curated record. Bases 1 to 1278 code for a protein of 425 amino acids.